Molecule: messenger RNA, 2992 nt
Organism: Carassius gibelio (silver crucian carp)
Lineage: Eukaryota; Metazoa; Chordata; Actinopteri; Cypriniformes; Cyprinidae
Product: gastrula zinc finger protein XlCGF57.1
Exons: 3
Coding region: 251-1801 (516 amino acids)
Biological process (GO): regulation of transcription by RNA polymerase II
Cellular component (GO): nucleus
Molecular function (GO): DNA-binding transcription factor activity, RNA polymerase II-specific; RNA polymerase II cis-regulatory region sequence-specific DNA binding
Source: RefSeq, a predicted model, not a curated record
GAUAAGACACACGUUUGUUUACCAAGCACCAAUAAACCUCAGAAGAAGAAGUCUAGUUUCAUCACUCUCCGUUUUGUUUUAUUGUGGCGCUGUUUAAUACAAUCUAUUAGCUGUUUUUUUCUGCAAGUAGAAAAUACAGUUUUUGAAACUUUUAAAUUAAUAUUCUCAUCCUCACAGUCGUGACUAAGUUUUGAAUCAAGCAGGAAUAUCUGGAGGAGGAUAAUCUGAACUGAGAUCUGCUGCUGUAAAGAUGAUGUUUGUUAAAGAGGAGAACACGAGUGAACCAGAAACCUGGAGAAUAAAACAUGAGGAACCAGAAACCUGCAGAAUAAAACACGAAGAGCCAGAAAGCUGGAGAAUAAAACACGAGGAACCAGAAACCUGGAGAAUAAAACAAGAGGAACCAGAAACAUGGAGAAUAAAACACGAGGAACCAGAAACUAUAAGAAUAAAACAGGAGGAACAAGGAGUGUUUAUUGAAGAAAGUGAGGCAAAUGAAGAAUUGAGUGAAGAUGAGGAGAAUCAUCAUGUCAGAACUGAAGAAAAACCUUUGAGUUGCUCUCAAACCAAACAAAAAGUUUUACAGAAUAGGGCCAAGAAAUCUUUCACUUGUCCUCAAUGUGGAAAGAGUUUGAUAAGAAAAAAUAGUCUUGUGCUUCACAUGAGAGUUCACACUGGAGAGAAACCGUUCACGUGUGAUCAGUGCGGGAAGAGUUUCACACAAUCAUCAAGCCUUAAGUAUCACAUGAACAACCACACUGGAGAGAAACCACACAACUGUUCACACUGUGACAAGAGAUUCAGUCGGUCAGGAGAUCUAAAAACACAUGAGAGGAUCCACACUGGAGAGAAACCGUACACAUGUGAUCAGUGUGGGAAGAGUUUCACACGAUCAUUAAGCCUUAAGAAACACAUGAUCAUCCACACUGGAAAGAAACCCUACAAGUGUUCACACUGUGACAAGAGAUUCAGUCAGUCUGGAUACCUGAAAGCACACCAGAGGACCCACACUGAAGAGAAACCGUACACAUGUGAUCAAUGUGGGAAGAAUUUUGUACGGAAAGGAAUCCUUAUGACACAUAUGAAAUUUCAUACAGAAGAGAAACUGUACACAUGUAAUCAAUGUGGAAAGUGUUUGACAAGCGAAAGAAAUCUUGAGCGUCACAUAAUUGUUCAUACUGGAGAGAAACUGUACACUUGUGAUCAAUGUGGGAAGAGUUUCACACAAUCAUCACGCCUUAAGAGACACAUGAAUAUCCAUACUGGAGAGAAGCUGUACUCAUGUGAUCAGUGUGGCAAAAUGUUUUUGAGGUCUUCAGACCUGAAGAAGCACCUGAGUGUUCAUACCAAGGAGAAGCCACAUUCAUGUUAUUGUUGUGGAAAGAACUUUUCACGUAUUUCAACUUUGAAAGUGCAUCAGAAAACACACACUGGUGUGAGAGAGUUCAUGUGCUUUGUGUGUGAAAAGACUUUCAUUUCAGCAAACUGUUUAAAACUGCACCAGAGGAUUCACACUGGAGAAAAACCUUAUGAGUGUUCACAUUGUGACAAGAGAUUCAGUGUGUCAUCAAGUCUGAAAAGACACAAGAGGAUCCACACUGGAGAGAAACCGUAUCACUGCACUGCAUGUGGGAAAUGUUUCAAACAUUCAUCUGCUCUACACAGUCAUACAAAAAACUAUCACAAGUUGAUUGAAGAAACCGAGGAGAAUAAGGAAUCCAGUGAAGUUGAGGAGAAAAAUCAAGUCAAAACUGGAGAAGUGCAGAGUACCAAACUAAAUCACCAAACAGUAAAUAUUUAAAGAAAAGAAGAGCCAAGAAAUAUUUCACCUGCAGAGUUUCACAUGCAAAACAAUGUCUUGUCAAUGUCUUGAGCACCAUAUGAGAGUUCGUAAUGGAGAGAAACCGUGAUCAGUGUGGGAUGUUUCACACAAUCAUCACAUUGUUAGAAGCACAUGAACAUUCACACUGGAGAGAAACUGUAUGCAUGUGAUAAAUGCGGUAAAAUGUUUUUGUGGGCUUCAGUUCAGAAGAAACACCUGAAAGCUCAUUCAAAGAGAAGCCACAUUCAUGUAAUUUGUGUGGCAACAGUUUUUUUUUGUGUCCGCACAAUUGAAAGUACAUCAGAAAAUACAUACUGUACUGCUGUGAGAGAGUACAUGCUUUGAGUGUGAAAAGACUUACUUUAAUGAACUGUAUCACUGCACUGCAUGUGGGAAGCACUUCAAACAUUCAUCUGCUCUCAACAGACAUACAAAAAUCAUGCCCAAUAAGGCCCCGUACAGACAGAGAUACAUUUAGCUGUAUUCAUCCAGAUGGAUCCAAGGUUUUGGGAGCCUGAAACCACUUUUUUUUUUUAACCAGGGUGGAUAAAUCUGAAGACGUCAUUCUUGCUUUUUCGUGUGUACAGUCAGUUUGUAUAUUUUGUGAAACAAUGUUAUCAUCACUGCACGUCCAUGUCAGACGCAGCUAUGUCAUGGAAUAACGAAAACUAACAAUGCAGACUACAUGCUUGUGUUCGUGCUGCAGAAAACUAUUAUCUUUACUAACUUAAUUAGAUUUCUUGUUGUGUUGGAUUUGUAUACAGCGUGCAAGGUUUAUGCACAUGCUCUAAGUCUUCUAUUAUUUAAGUGCAUCUCUGUGCCAGCGUUAUUCUUGUAUACUGUAUUCUUAUGAGUUUCAUUUAAUUCAUGUUCAGUUGUCUUGAAAUGCAUAUUAUGUGUCACUUGUAGUUUGCUUAAAUUUCCUUGAAGGGAAGUAGAAGCUUUUUACACACUGUUCUUAUUCAGUAAGAAUGCUGUUCUGGUUUUGGUGCUGGGGAAAUUAAGGAAAAUCACUUACAAUUUAUUAUUGAUACAUAAAUAUAUUAAAUAUAUUAAUAUUAACUGUCUUGCCAACUGUUUCUACAUGUGAUAAUAUCCAGAUAUCUGUCUUUAAAUCUUUUAAUUGCCUAAUAAACUAUAUUUUACAGCACACAAGAAAAGUUUGAAUAA